Nerophis lumbriciformis (worm pipefish) is the source of this 3779-nucleotide messenger RNA. It is a transcript of the gene taok3a, whose product is annotated as TAO kinase 3a. Gene Ontology annotation, cellular component: cytoplasm. NCBI's taxonomy places the organism in Eukaryota, Metazoa, Chordata, Actinopteri, Syngnathiformes, Syngnathidae. The record is from RefSeq and is a predicted model, not a curated record. Gene Ontology annotation, biological process: protein phosphorylation; regulation of cytoskeleton organization. Gene Ontology annotation, molecular function: ATP binding; protein serine/threonine kinase activity.
CACGGACGCCACGACUGACACAAGCCGGAGUGCAUCUUUUUUGGAAAAGCAUUCGCCAGCAGCCCUGCGAGUGUCGUGGCCCGGAUCCCACCCGCAGACGCUCGCUCGGCGGGCAUGUUAUCCGCCUCAUCCCCCCUCCUCCUCCCCUCGUUGAACGCGUACUAUAAAGCCGCUCCACUUCCGGCCGAGGGUGUCAAAGUCGCUGUCAGGCGAGGAGGACUCACAGCCCCAGGAAGUCCGCACUAAGUCGCGCCGACUGGAACUAAACAUUAUUAUUUUUUUUUUUUUUUAAAAGGACAUAUUGACAGCGUCAAAACGACACAAAAGGAAGGAUCAAGAUGUCGGCAGUGAGAACAACCAGCAGGAAACCACUUUGGCGUUUUUAACUAAGGACCGACGAGUGUGAGACGCGUCCUCAUCCGCUACAUUCCACACAGUUCUUUCCUGGUCUAGCUGGCCAAUGCCGGCCCCGUCGUGGACGUCUGGCGGCGGUCACAGCAGUAAUCGUGUGAGAGCGGUGCCCGCCGCCUAGCCCAUGAUGCCGUCAUCCACACGGAAAGGCGUGCCAAAGGACCCCGAGCUGGCCGAGCUCUUCUUCAAGGAUGACCCCGAGGAAGUCUUCUGCGACCUGCACGAGAUCGGACAUGGCAGCUUCGGGGCCGUCUACUUUGCCCGUAACUCUUAUUCCAACGAGGUGGUGGCCAUCAAGAAGAUGUCCUACAAUGGCAAGCAGACUACUGAGAAGUGGCAGGACAUUAUUAAGGAGGUCAAGUUUUUGGGACAGCUGCGGCACCCAAACACCAUCGAAUACAAAGGAUGUUACCUGAAGGACAACACUGCCUGGCUGGUGAUGGAAUAUUGUUUGGGUUCUGCAUCAGACUUACUCGAAGUUCACAAGAAGCCGCUCCAAGAGGUGGAAAUCGCUGCCAUUACCCAUGGUGCCUUGCUGGGACUCGCUUACCUUCAUUCCCAUAAUAUGAUUCACAGAGACGUGAAAGCCGGAAACAUCCUGCUGACCGAGCUGGGACAGGUCAAACUGGCCGACUUUGGCUCCGCCUCCAUUGCCUCACCCGCCAACUCCUUUGUGGGGACACCUUACUGGAUGGCCCCAGAAGUGAUAUUAGCCAUGGACGAGGGUCAGUACGAGGGGAAGGUGGACAUCUGGUCCCUGGGGAUCACCUGUAUCGAAUUAGCGGAACGUAAACCGCCCUUGUUCAACAUGAACGCCAUGAGUGCCUUAUAUCACAUCGCACAGAACGACUCCCCCACUCUGCAGUCCAAUGAGUGGUCCGACCCUUUCCGAAGCUUUGUGGACUACUGCCUACAGAAAUUUCCUCAGGACAGACCCUCGUCAGGGGAGCUGCUAAGACAUGAUUUUGUGCGGCGAGAGCGCUCGCCGAGGAUUCUCAUGGACCUGAUCCAGAGGACCAAGGAUGCGGUGCGCGAGCUGGACAACCUGCAGUACCGCAAGAUGAAGAAGAUCCUCUACCAGGAGAAGCACAACGGACCCAUGGGGGAGAGCCAGGAGGACGAGGAGGACAGCGAGGCGGCCAGCUGCAAGAUGAACAGCCUGGGCAGCAACCACUCGGUGCCCAGCACAUCGGUCAGCACGGGCAGCCAGAGCAGCAGCGUCAACAGCAUGCAGGAGGUGCUGGACGACAGCUGCUCCGACAUGACCAUGAUGCACCCCCAGGACUACGGCAGCACCCUGGAUUCCUCGCCGCAGGCCAAGAAGGACCACCAGUACAACUGGGACGAGGGCAUCCACAGGGACCACCGGCUGACCUCCUUGGACAAGAGCAGCCAGGCCCAGAGCUACAAGAACCAGGGCCGCUUUGCCACCAUCAAGUCCGCAUCCCUGGUGACCAAGCAGAUCCAUGAGCACGAGCAGGAGAGCGAGCUGCGCGAGCAGAUGUCGGGCUACAAGCGCAUGCGGCGGCAGCACCAGAAGCAGCUGAUCGCCCUGGAGAACAAGCUGAAGGCCGAGAUGGACGAGCACCGCCUGAAGCUGCAGAAGGAGGUGGAGACGCAGGCCAACAACGCCUACAUCGAGCUGGAGAAGCUGGCCAAGCGCCACGCCGUGCACAGCGACAAGGAGAUGAAGACCACGUUGACGGACGAGAAGAAGUUCCAGCAGCAGAUUGUGACGCAGCAGAAGAAGGAGCUGACCACCUUUCUGGACAAUCAGAAGAAGCAGUACAAACUCUGCAAGGAGAAGAUUAAGGAGGAGAUGAGCGAGGACCACAGCACGCCCAAGAAGGAGAAGCAGGAGCGCCUGUCCAAGCACAAGGAGAACAUGCAGCACUCGCAGGCGGAGGAGGAGGCCCACCUGCUGUCCCACCAGAGGGUCUACUACGACAGGAACUGCCGCGCCUUCAGGCGCAGGACUAUGAUCAAGAGGCACGACCAGGAGCAGGAACAAAUACGAGAGGAGCUGAACAAGAAGAAGACCCAGAAGGAGAUGGAGCACGCCAUGUUGAUCCGACACGACGAGUCCACGCAGGAGUUGGAGCAGCGGCAGCUCAGGACGCUCCAGAAGCUGCGCAUGGACCUGAUCCGCCUGCAGCACCAGACCGAGCUGGAGAACCAAAUCGAGUACAACAACCGACGCGAGCGGGAACUCCACCGCAAGCACGUGAUGGAGCUCCGGCAGCAGCCCAAGAACCUCAAAGUGCUGGAGAUGCAGAUCAAGAAGCAGUUCCAGGACACGUGCAAAGUGCAAACCAAGCAGUACAAAGCGCUGCGCCAUCACCAGAUGGAGGUGACGCCCAAAGCUGAGCACAAGACCGUACUCAAGGCGCUAAAGGACGAGCAGACGCGCAAACUCGCCAUCCUGGCCGAGCAGUACGAGCAGAGCAUCAACGAGAUGAUGGCCUCGCAGGCGCUGCGUCUGGACGAGGCGCAGGAGGCGGAGUGUCAGGCGCUGAGGCAGCAGCUGCAGCAGGAGAUGGAGCUGCUCAACGCCUACCAGAGCAAGAUCAAGAUGCAGACGGAGGCUCAGCACGAGCGUGAGCAGCACAAGCUGGAGCAGAAGGUGUCGCUGCGACGUGCACACCUGGAACAAAAGAUCGAAGAGGAGCUGGUUUCCCUUCAGAAGGAGCGCACCGACCGCAUCAAACACCUGCUGGAGCGCCAGGAGCGCGAGAUCGACGCCUUCGACAUGGAGAGUUUGCGGCUGGGCUUUGGCAACCUGGCCGCCAUGGACUUCGCCAAAGACGACUACAGAUGAGAGGCCGAGCGUGAGAGCGCCCUCUAGUGGGCCGACAGGAAGUGACCUCACCCUCCUUACCCCCUCCCUCAUCCAGGGACGACCUCCUCUUGUGGCGUAUCCUGACAGGAGGCGGGGCCGAGCAGAGUCACUUCCUGUUGACUUUUUUUUAGGACCAAUGAGACACUUUGGUGUACAUAAGAGAUGUAAUGUGAUUACUCGCAGCACUGGCAGCCAAUGUGAAUAUUAAUAAUAAUAAUGAUGAUGAAGUUGUCGCACAAAAGGGCUUCAUGUGAGGGAGGGGGCGGGGCUUUGUAAGGAAGGAUUUAUGGAGAGCUUUUAUGUAUUUUCAUAUUCUAUUUUAAAUCUCACGCCAAAUUUCUCUUUAUUGUCCCCUCUGCUAAAAGUGACUCCAUCAUCACUUUUUUUAACACUCUUCUUAUGAUGAUGAUGAUGAUGACGUCAUUGCAUGCACUUUAAUCACAUCCCCUCGCCCCCCCGUUUAAGAGAAAAGCAUGGAUGUGUUUAAAAGCUUUUAAUUAUAUUUGUAAAUAAAGUGCUGAUGACACAA